This is a messenger RNA of Ylistrum balloti, 6466 nucleotides long. RefSeq names its product macrophage mannose receptor 1-like. Gene Ontology annotation, molecular function: signaling receptor activity. The record is from RefSeq and is a predicted model, not a curated record. The coding region runs from base 57 to 5714 and encodes 1885 amino acids. Lineage: Eukaryota; Metazoa; Mollusca; Bivalvia; Pectinida; Pectinidae. The transcript has 42 exons.
UGAUUUUUCUGUCGCUUUGCGGGCAAUGUAGCAGUCAGCGAUGUCCGGUUGACUGGAUGGAUGGCCCCUUAAAAAUAAAUUGUUACUAUUUCGGAGUCGGCGUACCAAGAAAAUCAUGGUUUGCUGCCCGAGACCACUGUCUGUCGUUCCAGUCUGACCUCGUAAAAAUCGAUGACACUACAGAAAAGGCAUGGCUGCUUGAGAAAAUCAAACAGUUAUCAAAUACGUACCCCGGGGAGCAGGAGUUCUGGGUGGGGCUGACCAAUACUGGGGAAAAUGAAACGAUAUGGAGCUGGCCCGAUGGAUCAACCCUACCCACUAAUUUGCUACGCUGGGGAUCUGGAGAACCAAGUGACCCUGAUACAGAGAGAUGCGCCGAAAUCUGGGAUAACCUACUCAAUGAUAAAUCAUGUCUCACACCGAUUGAGUAUGUCUGCGAGCGAUCUAAAUUGGUACCCCUGACCUGUGACGUUGACGAUGGCUGGCAGUACUAUUCUGGAUCCUGUUAUAAAUACAUAUCAGGUUACAGAACCUACAAUCAAGCGAGACAAUCCUGUUUGAAUAUGGAUGCGAAUUUGGCUGUAGUGAAUAAUGACAACGAGCAAAGGGCGGUUAAUCAUAUGGUUACCAUGAUAAGUAGUUCUCAGAAUGCAUGGAUUGGCCUACACAUGGUUAAUAACUCCUGGGUUCUCACCAACAACACCAGGUUGUCUCCAGCGUCCAUGCAGUACUGGCAAAGUCGACCGACAUUUGAUGGAACGUCCAACUCCGUUUGUGUUGCGAUCAACGCUACAGCAAAUGGGGACAAUUCUUGGUAUGCGGAGAGCUGUGAUCAGGGCCUGUCAUAUAUAUGUCGAAAGCCAGAAGGUGUUUGUCCAAGCGGAUUUGACCAGCAUCAGACAAAAUGUUACUUACCGGUUUUCACUCCAGACACUUGGAACAGCGCUAGCGCUUAUUGUAACCGCUUGGUGAACGGAGGACGCCUUCUGGACAUUAGGAGUUCCACAGAGAAGACUUACCUUGUCAGCUAUAUGAGGCAGCAGAAGAAACGUGGAAUGGAUAGAUCAUGGCUUGGUCUAUCUCGACGUAACAAUGAUGAGAUGUGGACGUGGACAGAAAAUCAGCCCGAUCAGCUUACCUACUUUAACUGGGCCGCUGGAGCAUCCAGCAGGAUUUCAACAGGCCGUAGCUGUGUAUUCGUAUACGCAGAUGACAGUAACGGUAAAUGGAGAUCGGAUUUAAGCUGCGAGCAGAGGAUUCCAUUUGUGUGUGUGACGAGUGUGGACCGACCACAGCUGACCACAACCACUACCACAACAACAACCACCACUACCACUACGCCAACACCACCAACGACAAAAAAUAUACCCUCGACACCUCAAUCGGGAUUAGUCGCAACUAGAACAACAAUACCAUUAACAAGUUCGACUACGGUGCCAACAACAUUACCGACAGAUCCACCAGUGACCUGGAGUGCAAGGUGUGGUCCAUUUUGGGAAGAAGCUCAUUAUUCGGGAAUAUGUUACAAAUUCAGCGACGAGAAACGAACUUGGAUUGCCGCUGAAAAUCACUGCAAAGCAGCUGGUGGCUAUCUUCUCAGCAUUCUUGGGGCUCACGAGCAAUUCUAUAUAGGAGGAAGAAUAAGGUCGAUGAGGUCAAGCAAUCUCUGGAUAAGUGCAAACAGUAGGAGUGAUGGGGGAGGAUGGGAAUGGACAGACGGUUCACCAUUCGGUUUCGUUAACUGGGAGCCAGGUCAACCUGACAGCAGUGAUAACACAGAGGAUUGUGUCAGCAUGAUUGUCAAGACAUCGAGAUGGGAAGAUAACUCUUGCAAUGACAAAAAUGGAUUUAUCUGCAAGAAACAUGGUCUAACUCCGUCUACCGUUCUGCCCAAAAGUCCGACCCUCGGACCCAUUCCUGGUGAUGAUCAAUACUACGGUUGUCCAGCUGGUUGGAAAUCCUUUCAGCAUUCUUGCUUCAUGGUUCAACGGUCGCGUAUGAUAUGGUUGGAUGCUCAGAAAGCUUGUCGGUCUAUGGGCGGGGACCUGGCUACAAUCGACAACGAAGAUGAACAUAAUUUCCUUCUAAGCCAACUGCCAAAAUCACAUUGCUAUAACAUGCACCACAAUGACACACAAUGUGAUGUGUGGGCAGCUAAUGGAGAAUGUUCUAUAAAUCCAAGAUGGAUGGCUACGCAUUGCCACCUGGCUUGUAAAAUCUGUAUACAGGAUUGCAAAGAUCUAUACAACACAGUGGAAUGUGCUCGUUGGGCAAAAAUAGGCGAGUGUGAUAUAAACCACGACUGGAUGCUGAAGCAGUGUCCUCUUUCCUGUGGUAUUUGUGAUAGUGUUGUCUACGGAGGAUUCUGGAUAGGUCUUCAUGACAGAACUGAUCACAUGACGUUUCAAUGGAGUGACGGAAGCAGAGUUAAGUAUACAUACUGGGCGGAGAAUGAACCCAACAACUUUGGACGCAGGGGAGAGGAGUGUGUUGCCAUGUAUCUUCAGAAUGGAAAGUGGAAUGAUGCCCGGUGUGACGAUCCUUUACCGGGACAUAUAUGCCGCCAACCUAAAAGUCUCCAGCCCAAGACCACACUCUCGCCACUUGGUGUUGGCUGCACUAACGGGAGUAUCGGUUACAGUGCGUUCUGCUACUUUAUGCGUUACGAUAGACUGUCAUGGCAAGUUGCGGAGGACACAUGUCAACGGGAUGGAGGGCAUCUUGCUACGUUAAAUGACAGGUAUGUCCAGUCUUUCAUUGCUAGCCAGAUAGUUGGAAAGGAAGGACAAUUUUGGAUCGGUUUAACGGAUCAGUAUAAUCCAGGAACAUUUGAUACAUGGAACAGCGGUGUCGAAUUGACUUUCACGCACUGGGGAAAAAUGAAAAUGAAUACAGUCAUUGACGAUGAUCCUGCGUGCGUCGCCAUGUCGACAGACCAUCCAGUGGGUAUGUGGAUGAAAACAAAUUGUUCGAUGGAGAGCUGGUCUAUAUGUGAAUACCCAAGAAGUGGUUUCACCACAACCACUACAACCACUGUUAGUACAACCACCUCUCCACCAUCUACAUGUGCAGAAGGCUGGUCCAACUACACCGAUAACUGCUACAAGGCUUUUGUUGGAGGCGAUAAGUUGCCAUGGCUGAAUGCACGUUCCAAGUGUAGAGCGUUUGGUGGGGAUUUAUUGAGUAUUCACGGAAUUGGUGAAGAGGAGUUUAUAUAUGAAACUCUUAUGAAGAGGACAUUGAUGCCCAUAUGGAUUGGACUGAACGACAGAGACUUCGAAAAUGGAUUCACGUGGUCCGACGGAACACCCGUGGAUUUUACCAACUGGGAUGCUGCUGAGCCUAAUGAUGGCUGGCACCAGGAAGACUGUGUAGAAAUCCCUGCUUGGUCUCGAGAGUGGAACGACAAUAAUUGCUACAAAGCACAAUCUUUUGUCUGUAAAAUAAAGAAAGGUUUCCCGUUGAUUGAAGUGGAAAAUCACACUGAUACAUAUUCAGCAGAGAAGUGCGGCGGCAAGGACAGUGAAUGGUAUUUCCACAAUGGGUUCUGUUACAAUUUUGUGAACAGAAUGGCGGAUAGAGUUACGUGGUAUGAGGCCAGGGAGAGCUGCCAAGCCAAUGAUAGUUAUUUAGUCAGUGUUCAUUCACAAGACGAGUCCAACUUCCUCAUAUCAUUGACUACGAUGGGGAUUAAAUCCAUUGGGCAGUGGAUUGGCUUGAGUAACUUGCAUCUUGAUGGCUACACAUGGUCAGAUGGCACACCCGUUGAGUACACUCAUUGGCUCCCGCGCCAAUCAGGUGAUAACAUUCCAUUUCAAAGAUGUGUAUCGAAAGUAAAUAGUGGGUUUUGGGUCAGUGUUCAUUGUAACGAGAUGGUUACUGGAUAUAUCUGUAAGAAGCCCAACAAUACUGCUAUUAUAGCGACACCCCAACCAUCACCUCAACCUCUCCCUUUGGGUGGAUGUCCACAUGAUUUUAUACCGUCACCAUAUGAUGACAAAUGCUAUUAUAUUUCAACUCCUACUGACGGCCAAGUCCAAUAUAUUCAUGCUGGAACGAAGUGUGAAAAAAAAUAUUCAGAAGCACAACUGACAAGCAUCAACAGUGCAAGGGAACAAGCUUUCUUAUUGGGUCUACUUGGGAAGAGGGAAUUCCGUGGCAUGACGUUUUAUAUUGGACUUAGCGAUCAUUUCAAAGCCUAUUCAUGGGAAGAUAAUUCUCAAGUUACUUUUACAAACUGGGAUCAAGGCGAACCGAAUGGUGAAUAUGAAAGAUGCGUUGAGAUGUUAAAUACUGGAAACAGAGCAGGGAAAUGGAAUGAUGUGCCUUGUUGGAAAGAACUCGGUUUCAUCUGCAAAUCUAAGAAAUCAAUGCAUUUUCCUACAAUCCCUCCUGUGGCAGACAAAGAGUGUCCCCAUGGAUACAAGUAUUCUUUUGAUAGCUGCUACAAGCUCGUUCAAUCGGAUAUGACUUGGGAUAUGGCGCGAACCACGUGUCAAAUAGACUCCGCUGACCUAGUUUCAGUGGGCACUGUUUAUGAACAGGCUUUCAUAGAAGUAUUCACAAGCCAGCUUCAAUCUGCUCCUUUCUGGAUUGGUCUGAAGAAGAGCGAGGUAUCUGAAGACAUGGUUUGGGCGGACGGUUGGCCCUUUGAUUUUACAAACUGGGCAGAAGGGCAGCCUAGCAUUGUGACAGAGAAAAAAUGUACAGUUUCCCAAAACAACCGGUGGAAGACAUCAGCAUGUGAUUUAAAAAUGUCAUUUCUAUGCGAAAAGAGUUUAGUCGUACCGCAAACUAUUCCACCGCCUGGAAUUUGCCCUGUUGGAAUGCAUUUACAUAUGAAUAUGUGCUACUUCGUGGAACUGGAUAAUCCCUUGUCAUGGACUUUGGCCAGAGACACCUGCGUUGAGAAAGAAAUGAAUCUUGUAAGCAUUCGUGACAUAGAUGAGUUGAAUUACGUGAAGGGUUUGAUACAUGACCUUUCUACAGAGCCCACUCCAAACGUAUGGAUAGGAUACAAUAGGCUGGAAGGCAACAAAAUACGACCAGAUCUUUAUUAUUACGGAUCUGACUAUGAAGGUGCGUCUGAUUACUUGGAAUCGCCUGCACAAAUCUUUCAGUGGGUGGACGGAACGCCAACUGGAUUUGAGAACUGGAAUGAAAAUGAACCUUCAUCAGCUUGGAACAACGAAGACGAACAAUGCGUGGAAAUGUACAGUAGCGGGAGGUGGAACGACCUCAACUGUAAGGCGUACAACAGACCUUAUAUAUGUAAAGGACAGUCACAAACAGAGGUGACCACAUUUACAACAUCGAAAACAGAGGAAACAACUGCAACGGAACCGGAAACGACGACCACCGUAAUUGUGUCGAAGGACCAAUCAUCGACAAGCAUGACAGAAGAGGUUUCUACCUCUUCCGGAAAAAAUCCUUUGCAUUACUUUGCAAGGAGAACACAGCCGUUGCCGCAUAAAGAAGUCGUCACUGGCUUGUCCACUGGAGAAAUAAUGGGUAUUGUUAUUGGAAUACUAGGAUUGAUUUUAAUGGGAGGGGCUGUAUACUUUACUGCCCGACAACUGAUGAGUGCUACCUAUAAUACAAAGGGAUGGGCUUUUACUAACGCCCUUUAUCGGAGAUCUGCAGAUACUGUGUCUAUGUCGGAGGACAACAGUCUUUCAGGGUCAACCAUCAAGCUAUGUACACUGAAGAAGUGAUAAUAUAUAUAAAUGAACACAACGUGUUUGUCGUCUUGAUGUAGUCUUGUUUAACAUCUUUUUUUUAUGAAAUAUAGUGCUAGCCCAUGACAUAUAUUUACUAUUAAAUAUACAGUAGACCUUCAUAUCACGAUUCCUGAAUGUAUAUCACUUCGAAAUUUGUUAUCGCUACAAUGCAAAGAAAUUACAAAAUUAAAAAAGUUCCUUUCGGCACAUCAUAACUACUAUUGAACUAUACAUAACAUAAAAAUGAUAAUAGCUUACUUUGUAUUAUAAGGUUUUUUUUCUUCGUGUGUCUUUUGUUUGUCUUUUUUUCUUGUAUGGUAUGAACGUCUUUGUUGACAUCUAUACGAUAUCAACGAUUCCGGAAAUUUACAAUUAGGUUUUAUUCUAUAGUAGUAUGCCUGGUAGGUUAGAUACUGUAACACAGUGUUUCACUUAAUCAAAAGACGCUGAUUUUACACUACAUAACUAUCCUGUUUUUAAUAUACCAUGCGUAAAUGUAUGUUACUCUAGACUUAAUUUGAUAGAUAACAAUAUCUGUAUAUAUUUCUUCAUUUAAGGGAUGUGAGAUAAUAUUAACAAAUCUAUUUACAUGUCAAGAAAUAUGCUGUAAGUGUGUUCGUAUGUGUACGGGAAUGUAUUUGCAAUAUGUUGUGCAAGAUGUGCAUUUGCAUGCAUGGGUUUGCAAAUGGAAACGUUUGAAAAUAAAAUUGACAAGUUUAGAAUUAAAACAAUAUACAAACAUUGUU